Molecule: messenger RNA, 450 nt
Organism: Penicillium nucicola
Lineage: Eukaryota; Fungi; Ascomycota; Eurotiomycetes; Eurotiales; Aspergillaceae
Exons: 2
Coding region: 1-450 (149 amino acids)
Source: RefSeq, a predicted model, not a curated record
AUGGAAUGCUUUCGACAAGUCUUCCGGUGCUUCAAAGCACCCUUCACACGCAACAAAGGAACAAUCAUUGAAAUUGGUCAUCCCACCAACUUCCGCAAAGAAGAGUUGCCUGCCUACUUCUCUGAUGCCGAGUCAGUCCUCUCGCCCAGCCAGCUCCCGAGAGAGCGACCAGAUCUGACAAACAAAUCACAGCACGCUGACGUCGCAGGACAGUCGAACAGCGACCGCGGAGGAGAAAGACGGAGCGUUGAUCGAGAUGGUGUCCCUCCAGCCAUCGAUAUCGACGAAGAGCAAGGUUCAGAACCACGUCCGCAGAAUGAGCCUGAAACUGUCGCAACCCGCCGGGAGCGUUUAAGGCUACCUCGAUGGUGGAAGUCGAGCUCAGCUGCUGCUCAAAGUUCCAAGGCCCCGGCCGAAUCUAUCACUAUGAACGAGCUUGGAAGUGUCUGA